Molecule: messenger RNA, 4306 nt
Organism: Engraulis encrasicolus (European anchovy)
Lineage: Eukaryota; Metazoa; Chordata; Actinopteri; Clupeiformes; Engraulidae
Exons: 12
Coding region: 215-4306 (1363 amino acids)
Source: RefSeq, a predicted model, not a curated record
GGAGCCGUCCAAUCAAAUUAAUAAAUACAUGUUUUGCAAACGAAUAGCUAUGCGCUUUCUAUCUUUCUGCUGAGCGAGCACGCUGAACGUGAUGUCACAUGAUGUAAACAAGUCCACGUUGGUCGCCUCGCACUGGCAAUCCCAUGUCGGAGCUGUCAGAAGUUGCUAACGAGACCAGCGAACCUGAGAAAAAGCUGGAAAGUAUCGUGGCGUGAUGGCUAAAUCUCACAAAGCCAUGAGUGAUGGGGAAUGGCUGGCACGUCUGCAGAAGUUUGCCAGUUCAGGAGUGUGGCCGUCUGGUGAGGGCAACAGACCUGCCCCUAGACAGAAGAGGUGGCAUGAACUGUACCUUAAGAUAGAAAAGUGUCCUCUUCAGUCCAGGGGUCAGGUCACUCUCUGGCUGAAGUCUCCCACCUGCUCGUGUGGAUUUCACAAGGGUCAUCCACCAGCCAACCCACCCACCAGCCAGUCAUACACCAGAGAGGACACUGUUACAGUCCAAGGAAGUGCAGUGGACACCAGCGCUGUGGGCACUGUUGUACGGCCAAAGAUGACACUGUCGAUGUUUGAAAAGUCGAGGUUUGGAGGCUCUCACGUUGCGUCAGCCAAACCUAAUGUAAACGUGCAACGCAAACCCACUCAGGCUCCUCCUAGUCCAUCUCCAUCUAAAUCCACAUCGGCAGCCGUCAACCCUCAACCCUCUCCAGCUCUCCGGCCCAUCAUCCAACCCUCCUCUUCCUUCUUACUUCCACCAGCAACAGAAACCUCAUCUGCAGGCCCUGAUCUGCCCUUGCUCUGGCCGCAGUCGAUGCCGAAGGAGGACCAUAAGUGGGUGGCUGAAGUCCUGUUUCGAGUAAAUGCGAAGGGGAAGAUGGAGUUAAAGGACAACCUUCAGCUGUGGUACAACCCCCCACCUCCAAAUCUCCUGUACCAUCAGGCUCCCACUCCAGACAAGUUUUUUUCCCACCGUCUGCUGGUCUGGAUGCCCUAUAGGCUGUGGCGUGUGAGUCUUAAGUGCACCAAUUCGGAAUGCGUCGGGCAUCAACUGACAAGUGGUGGAUUGCAUAGGAGGGUCCGGCAGGUGCUGGACAUUGACAGCUACUACAACCUAGUCACAGAGACCCUCAUUUGCACCAAGUGCAGGUCCAGCUACCUGUCCUGGGGAGACGCCGUGCUGCAGCAGCUAGACCUGGCCCAUCGCUCUGAGUUUAGGGUCAUCCUGACACAAAAACAUGCCAUUGAUAUACGUGCCAUCCGUUUUUUGCGUGAGAGAACAAUGGGCAAUGGACCGGUACGCCUGGUCGGGCAGUUGAAGGAGAACCACAGCGAGCAGUGGUUGCAGCGGGUCAAUCGCUACACCGCAGAGUGUAUGGGGUUUCGCAACAACAACCUCGGCCUCCAACAGAUGUCCUUUCAGAGACCUCCAGACCCUGUGGAACUGCCAAGCUACAAGUGGCUCCUCACUGUUUACAGCAAGGACAUUCUACACAGGCUGGAUGACAUCAAGGCAGCCAUCACUUCAACUUAUGGGUCUAUCUUAAAAAUGGACUCGACUAAAAAAAUCACGAAAAAAUUGAGUGGGCCUGCGAAGGGGACGGCACAGUGGAUGACGUCUGUGGGCAACGAAUUCGGCCAGGUACUCAUCAGCGUCCUGACUACAGAUGAGGGUAAUGGGCUUGACGCGAUGACAGCGGGGUUGGUUGAGCGAUACAGAAGGGCAGGCGUUUCUCCACCAACUGUGCUCUAUGUGGACUGCCACUGCUGCAAGGAGGCGGGAGACACUAAGCUGAAGCAGCGGUUUGGUGGCUGGCCAGGUAUCAUCAUCCGCCUUGACAUCUGGCAUUUCAUGCGACGCCUGGCUGGAGGGGUCACAACAGAUGCCCAUCAGCUUUACCCCAUCUUUAUGGCAAGGCUGUCAGCAUGCAUUUUUGAAUGGGACGCUGAGGACCUUGCUCUCCUGCGAAGGGCCAAGAGGGAGCAGCUGACCAAAGAAGGCCUGCCCACGGCUUCUCUGACAGAUGUGAUAGUGGACAACUGCAUCACCAAGGCAGAGCUGGCACUUCACUGUAGGAGACGGACGCGCGGGACGGACAACACCAUCCGCCUCCUGGGGAAGCUGAUAGAGGAGCUCAGCGGGCCGAAAGGGAGAGAUGCAAUGGGAGUAGGUUUGUUUGAGCCGGUACGAAUACAGCACUUGUGGAAUAUCCAGAAGCGCCACGUGGGAUGCAUCCAGGACCUUCCAGAUGUGCCACUCUACACUCAAACGGGAACUCUCAACAAGGGUGGAGUGGCCUUGAAAACGUACAGAUGUGCCAGAGGUUCGACAUCCUUGGAGUCCUUCCACUGCCACCUUGCCAGGUUUAUUCCAGGGAACAGCGCCAACAGCCUCAAUUUCCAGAUUUAUCUUCUGGAAGGCCUGUUCCGUUGGAAUAAAGACCGCGCUGCAGCUGCACUUGCUGUUGGGGACGACUCACGCUUGCGGACCUACUCUGGGGAGCUGGUGUAUGCUGUCAACACCAACUACACAGCAUUAUUUGGCGUACCAUUGAUCCCUGGCUUCUCUCCACCUGCAGCAUACACAGGUGAGCUGAUUGGAGUCCAGUACUUGUUGAGGCAGAGUCGACAGCCCCUGGAGGACAUGACACCUGGGUCACCAAGGACCUCAGAAUUGCUGGAGGACAUCUCUGUAGAACAAGAAGUGGAAGAAGACGAAGGCUUCAUUGAUACUUUAGGAGAGGAGGCCAUUGUGGAUGUUCUAGUGGCACCAGAUGCUGAGCUUCCUGUCAUCCAUCGACCCACUCCCCAGGAUCCACGUGCCCAGCUGCCUACCGUCCAGGUGCCAACCCCUCCUCAGCUGUCUACCGUCCAGCUGCCAACCCCUCCACAGCUGCCUACCGUCCAGCUGCCAACCCCUCCUCAGCUGCCUGCCGUCCAGCUGCCAACCCCUCCUCAGCUGCCAACCCCUCCUCAGCUGCCUGCCGUCCAGGUGCCUCCUCAGCUGCCUGCCGUCCAGGUGUCUCCUCAGCUGCCUGCCGUCCAGCUGCCUCCUCAGCUGUCUACCGUCCAGGUGCCUCCUCAGCUGCCUACCGUCCAGCUGCCUCCUCAGCUGCCAACCCCUCCUCAGCUGUCUACCGUCCAGGUGCCUCCUCAGCUGCCAACCCCUCCUCAGCUGCCUACCGUCCAGGUGCCUCCUCAGCUGCCUGCUGUCCAGGGUCCAUUUCUGCUGCCCGCUGCCCCGACUCCUCCUGCUCCUCCGGUGCGAGCAAGUGGACAUGGCAUUCCUGGACUGGCUAGAGCUGAUGAGUUGGCAGAGUACCUGGUUGAGUUGAGGAGCCAGACCAGCCUGGUACUCAGUCCACAGCAGGAGGACACAAUUGUUGGCUUGUGGCAGAACCUGGACCCAUAUGAUAAAGAGAAGUUGGUAUAUGCUGCUCGGCACCAGGACAGGCUUCUCACAGGGAAGUUUAGGUCCCCAAAAAAGAGGGCUGACUUUACCCCUGGUGUCGACAGCACAAAGAGGUGUGUCCUGGGCUCCACUGGCUCCCCAGCACAGUGGCCUGACUGCUGCCGUCUUAUUGAGCUGAUAUUCAUUAGGCUCUGCAACAUUUACCGUACCCCAAAAAAGCAAGGCACAGCCUCAUUAUCCAGAUGGGACUGCAUUUUGAGGGACUACCGGAAGAUCAGGCAGCUUAUCCUGAUGAAUUCAGCAAACCACGGCAAAAUGCGGCAAACCACCCUGCAGCUGGUAGUGGUUAAUCAGACAACACUGAUUAGCUGGCACAAUGACCGUUUGAAGAAGCAAGAGGUUAGUGUGCUCCUUCAAGGACUGGACCUCCCUGUGGCUCGGCCAGUGUCCUCAGACCCAUUGCCUCCAGCACAACUGCAGCCUGCUUCACCACCACGGCACAGCCACCCAUUACACACAUACAACAUGCCACCCAACACAGCUGGUCAGGUGAAGACCAAGUUGAGAAAAAUUCUACCAUCUGCCUCAGCUUCAUCUGCUGCCGUGCCUCCAGCCCCAGCCUCCAUCAGUCACUCAGCCCCUCGACACAUUCUGCCCAAGCCAUCUGCAGACUCUCAAUUUAUCACACCUCGCCCUGUGUCAUGUCCUGUGUCUCCUGCACCUUCUCCACCGGCAGAAAAGCGGAAGUACACCCGCACAGUAACAUCAAAUGCUUGCCGAAAAUGUGGACAGUCCCGCAAAGGAGAUACUGGACACAGCCAGUACAAAGGCAAAAUUUAUUGCCCAAAUACGGAGAAAAUGUCAAAGGAGGAGUGGCUGCAAAAAAGGAGGCGCAUGUAG